AUGCCGAAAUCCCUGCUUGACUUGAACGAUGAGAUUCUGUGGCUGAUAGGACAAUACGUCGAUGGGGAUCUCGCCAUUCCGAUGCCUUCUUUCGGACCUUACUGGACGACAUACCCCGAUUUGAUUGAUCCGAAGACGUCGCGAGAUUUGAUAUUUUUCAGAUCGACAUGCAGAAGACUGCGUCAUGCCUGUCGCUUACAGGGGAUUCAUAUGGUUAUAGAUGAGAUUGAAGUUGAGGGAAGAGCAGGGCCUGAGGAAAAUUUGUGUUCAGACGGCAUUCAGAAAUGCGUGAGACGCGCUCGGAUUAGUCCGUUGUGCAGGCGCAGAUCUCUUAGAGGCCACAGUCCGGAGACUACUUUUGCUUCAAAGCUUCAGCCGUUAAGUUAUCUUGAAGAACUCAGUGUGCAACAUGGCACUGAAACGUCAUCUAAGCUUGCCACACAGGUCUUCGAAACACUUCCUGAGCCUCUUGACUUUCUGCCGAACCUCAAAUCAUUGUCAGUUGAUUUUGACUGCAAUGACUGUUCAGGACAUCUACCUUUGUUAUUGAUUACAAGCGCUCCAAAACUUCAACACCUCAAAAUGUAUUUGGAUCCUCCAGUAGACGUACCAGAUUGGGAUCCGUUACAGGCAUUUAGUGCAAUUCUCAAAGCAUGGACAGAUCACAAUCUCAAACCGUAUAUGCCUCUGACAACUUUGUACCUCAAGUAUCCUUGGUCGGCAAGAGGGAUUAUCUGGAGAAGCUGGGGCAAGGUGAUCAGAGAGGCGUUCAAACUAUUACCUGAAUUAGAAGAUUUUCAGGUAGCGAGUUUCAACAAAAAGGGGAAAGAACUUACUUUUGGUACUUAUCUAAUCUGUUCGAAAGAAGAACAAGGGAAUGCAGAAUUGGUUCAAUGGAAAUUCGAAGUCAUGAAUUUGGAAGAUGGAGAUUGGAGAAAUUCUUGGACUCUGGAGGAAAUGAUAAAUUAUCUGAAACCUUCAUCAAAAUUAAAAAUAUUCGAUCCGAUAAUCGUUAUACAACCGGGAGAAUCAAGACCGUGCAAUCUUUCUCCGAGUAGUAAUCACAUCACACGAAAAUCUAUAUAUCACGACCAGAAUUCCUACGAAUCGUCCAGAUUUGAGGAUCUUUUGUCCAAAUACGAACACCUCCUUCGAAGUCAGAUGAAAGCUGCUGCUGAAGCAUUGAUAGAGCUUGUGCCGUCUUUACAAGAAGGGGCUUUCUGGGAGCGGGGAACGGAAGUUUCUUAUGAUGAUUGGUAUAGGUGGAAAUGGACAAAAUCAAUCGGCGAUGACGGAACACCGGAAGCUGAAGUGACCAAAACUCCGCUGACCCUCAAAACGGCUGGAAAAUCCCAAUGA
Molecule: messenger RNA, 1359 nt
Organism: Kwoniella shivajii
Lineage: Eukaryota; Fungi; Basidiomycota; Tremellomycetes; Tremellales; Cryptococcaceae
Exons: 3
Coding region: 1-1359 (452 amino acids)
Source: RefSeq, a predicted model, not a curated record